AUGACAGAAAAAACAUUAAAGGAGAUUGUUCUCGACAAUUCAUCCGAGAAUACAAAAGUAAUAUUGGAUGCGAUGAUUCAAUUCCCUCCAAAUAUUACUAGAUUAGCAUUGCACGUUAAUAAAAUGGAUAUCUUAUCUGACAAAUUUAAUAAAUGGAUGGGACUAUCAAAAUUGGAAUCACUGGUUUUGAAAUCAAAGGAUGUAAAAUCUAAAUCGUUUAUUCAAUUGGGAUUAAAUGAUAAAUGCGGAAUUACUGAUGAUCAUUUGCGAAUAUUGACAAAGUAUGCUGAGCAUUAUAAAAGUUUAGAAGAAGUUAGAUUUGACAGGUGGCCAAUAAUUUAUAAAAACCAAGAAAUGGAAAUAAAACGUGGUUACGAAUCGGGUGAAUUUUCAAAAUUAAGCAAAGCAGUGCUUGAAAAGGCAGGAAGAUUUAUUAAAGUUAUCCGAAGGGAUUCAUACGACCCAUUUUUUAAUCCAAUGUAUUCCUAUUGA
Molecule: messenger RNA, 492 nt
Organism: Racocetra persica
Lineage: Eukaryota; Fungi; Glomeromycota; Glomeromycetes; Diversisporales; Gigasporaceae
Source: the annotation of a GenBank genome assembly